AUGAAUCAUAUUCUGAUAUUUCCACAUCCAUCACAAGGUCAUAUAUUGCCUCUCAUGGACCUAGCUCAAACUCUGGCCAACCAUGGUCUCAACAUCACCUUCGUUAACACCGAAACCAAUCAUCAUCGCCUCAUCACGACUCAUGCCUUUCCCGAUGAUGAUGAUGGAUCAGGUUUCAUCAAUAGGAUCCGACUAGUUUCCAUGCCUGAUUGGGAUAGACCACACCAUGAGAUGCAUGCAAUCAUGAUACCAAAGGUCGAAGAACUUAUAAGGAAGAUUAAUCAAGAUUGUGAGAAAGAAGGGAGGCCUAUUACAUGCUUCCUCGCAGAUUACUUUGUCGGUUGGCUCUUAGAGGUCGGUAAGAAGAUGGGAAUCAAGACGGCAGCUUUCACCUCAUUUUCGGCCGCUUCUUUGUUGUUGAUGUCAAACGUCUACAAGUUUAUUGAUGACGGUAUUAUAGAUAUCGACCACGGGAUUCCAUUAAAGAAGCAAAAGAUUGAAUUCUCACCAAUGAUUCCCGCCAUUAAUGCGGAAGAUCUGCCUUGGUUGAAAUUCAAAACAUCCAUCGAACGAAAGAUUAUUUUUGAGAUGGCAAAAAUGAACAAGAAAGCUGAACAGUUGGCACAAUGGACCAUCAUCAACACAAGUCAAAACCUCGAGCCAGCCGCAUUAGCCCUAGUUCCACAUGUUCGACCCAUAGGUCCGGUCUUCUUGGUCAACCAACUAGAAGAGAGCCCGGUUAUAAGUCACCUCGAGCCAGAGGAUUCCACUUGCAUGAAAUGGUUGGAUCAUCAAGCACCAAACUCUAUGAUAUAUAUUGCAUUUGGGAGCACAACUUCUUUUAGCCACCCCCAAUUUCUUGAAUUGGCUAGCGGGCUUGAGCUCACCAAUAGGCCGUUUCUUUGGGUACUCGGGCCCAAUGUUGGCGAGCUCAUUUACCCGGAAGGGUUCUUGGAACGGGUAGCGAGUCGCGGGAAAAUGGUGAGGUGGGCACCUCAGAAGAAGGUUCUAAGGCACCCUUCGGUUGCUUGCUUCUUCACUCAUUGUGGUUGGAAUUCGACCAUUGAAUGUGUUAGCAAUGGUGUACCUUUGUUGUGUUUGCCUUACCUAGGUGACCAAUUCAUGAAUGAGGAUUACAUAUGUAAUGUUUGGAGAGUGGGAAUUGGAUUUGAGAGAAUGGAGGAGGAGAAGAUCAUAAUUACAAAGGAAGAAAUCAAGGACAAAGUUGAGAUAUUGCUUGGUGAUCAAUCUUUUAAAGCAAGAGCUUUGGAGCUUAAGGAAUCAACAUUAUGCAUUGCCAAGGAGAAUGGUAACUCCAAAGAAAACUUGCUUCAUUUUAUAGAGUGGGUGAAGAAUUAA
Molecule: messenger RNA, 1359 nt
Organism: Impatiens glandulifera
Lineage: Eukaryota; Viridiplantae; Streptophyta; Magnoliopsida; Ericales; Balsaminaceae
Product: UDP-glycosyltransferase 83A1-like
Exons: 2
Coding region: 1-1359 (452 amino acids)
Molecular function (GO): UDP-glycosyltransferase activity
Source: RefSeq, a predicted model, not a curated record